This is a messenger RNA of Lachancea nothofagi CBS 11611, 1833 nucleotides long. The record is from the annotation of a GenBank genome assembly. Lineage: Eukaryota; Fungi; Ascomycota; Saccharomycetes; Saccharomycetales; Saccharomycetaceae.
AUGGAAUCAAAGAAUCGGCCAUCGGCAACGAGCACGAUGCCGUUGGACGAUCUACCUGUGGGACUUUUGCAGGAGAUUCUUUCGUUCUUGCCACAGCAAGAUCGGCUUACGGUGUGUUUGGUGAGUCGCAAGUUCAACCAUAUCGCCACAAAAUUGGUGUAUCGCCGGAUCUACCUGAAUGAUUCUAAUGUGGUCAGAAGUGAUAUCAUGAACUUGGCCAUCAACUGGACACUCUUAUUCGUGCCAAAUCGGCUGCCUGAGCAAUAUGCCCGCAAAAUUGCAGAUCGGAAAUUACGCAGCUUGAUUCAAACUCUUCAAUCGAAUGACCGCGCUGUGCAAUCCGUGGAGUGGGUUCGUAUCAACUGGGAUCUUGAUCCAAAAUGGCAGAAAAUGUUACUGUCUGUCAUUUGCAAUGAAAGCUGCUCUUUGCAAAGAUUAGAAAACGUCACAGAUCCUAGCUGUAACGACAUUAUAGCGCAUGGCAGGAUGUCAAGUCAGAGGCUUACAAGUUUCGAUAUGGCACCCCCCAACCCAAAUGCAGGCUCCGAAGUGGACCCUUCCUACAUUCCAAACCUAAAAAAAUACCUUUCGCAGCGAAUCUCAUCGCGGAUCACAUUCAUGAAUUUGUUCAUUAACCCGCAAACACUUUUUACGCACCUAUACCCCUUGCGAGACAAACUACAAAUUGUUGAUUUGAAACUACAUUGGAGAGUUGAAUUUUACCCGAAAGAGCAUUUCGCUCAUGAUAUUUCUGAACGCCCCUUGCAUAAGCUGUCUGACAUAUUCGAUACCAGGAGCCUGAAAGUACUUACGAUUGUGUCCUGGCACGAAUGUCUUUUACCAAGUGAAUUGGAAAUGCUACAACAGUUCAAAGAGUUUACGAAUGUGGAAGACCUCUCAUUAAUCUCCAUUGAGCAAGAACCAUCGCCUUUAAUUGGCCUCUUCACUAGCCUGUCGAAACUAAGAAGGCUGAAAAUCGAUUUUAUCGAACAACUUUCAUCGCAAUCUACAAAGCCUGAAUUAUUUUUAGCCAUAUUACAUUGUUGUCGGGAGCUGGAAUUCUUGGACAUGAGAUUUGAAGGGCUAGAUGCUCCGAUCGUAGAUGUAGAAAACGGGGACUUCAGACUGACUCAGAAGUGUUAUUGCAGCAGCUGUAUGCACGUAUUUGAGUCUAUUCUGCGGCAAAAGCUGUUUCUUUUCCCCGAGGACUAUGUUCUUGCAGACUUCCGCGAUGUUUUGACAAAAGAUAUUUUCAGGAUGAUAAGAUUUCAUUGCUUGUUGCCUUACUCAAAAGCUUGUGAUUAUUACCCAAGCGUGCGGACUUACCCGAUGGACAUGGAGAAAUUCGUGUAUCUGAUGAAUAAUGAUCUGAAACUUUACCGAGCCAGUCGCUGCCAGUUGGUUAGAGAUCCCAUUUCGUCCGAGACAAACGAUCACUACGACCGUUGUCGAUUUGAUGUUCCGGAGUCUCCGAGUUUAGACGACUUGUUUGAUAGUGAUGAUGAGAACACUUUUGCCGACAUGGCGCUGCCUCAUAAGCUUUUAACUCGAGAAGACGUUGUACAGUGCUACCAUGCUCUCAUUCAUCAUCAUAGGAGAACUUAUAUCGCACUACUGACACAGUUUCCAAGACUAAAAUUUCUGGUAUUAAAUGACAUUGCCACUGUUGUCGUAAGUGAGAAUGACGAGCGCGUUCUACAACCAGUUUUCUACAAUGAAGGAUUUGUGUCAAAUCUGCGCGGUUGGACUCAAAAGGGCGAGGGAAAGAAAAACUCGAAAGUAUUUGUUGAGAAGUCAGCGUUCUCGGAUGGUAUAGGAUUCAAGAGUAAUUGA